GUCCCAAACCCUGGUGCCUGUGAAUGUGACCUUAUUUGAAAAGAUGGUCUUUGCAGAUGUCAUCAAGGUAAGAUUAGAUCAUACUGAAUUAGGGUGGCCUAAGCCCAAGGAUUGGCGUCCUUAAAAAGAAGAGGACACAGACGUGUACAGGGAAUGGCAGUGUGAAGGAGGCAGAGGCUGGAGGGGUGCAGCCCAGAGCCAAGGCCCGCCAGGCAGCAACCCCAGGAGCUGAGGGCAGGGCCUGGGAAAGAAGCUCCCCCGAGCCUUGUUUUCAGACUUCUGGCCUCCAGACUGUGAGAGAAUAUAUUUCUGUUGUUUUAAGCUGCCCAGCUUAUGACUUUUUCCGUGGCAGGAAAAUAAUACGCAGGAUGUUUUUAAAGGAAAUUUCAGCAAAAAUGAACCUGAAUGUAAAAUAGGGACUAUAGUUAACCGUAUGUAUCAAUAUAGGUUCCUCGGUUGUAACAAAUGCAAGGUGUUCAUAGUACGUGGAGUUCUCUGUACUAUCUGCUCAAUUAGUCUGCGAAUCUAAAACCAUACUAAAACAAUAACGUGUAGUCCUUUUUCUUUAAGGGGGAAUUUCAGGACACAAGAGUGGCCCUACUCUUGAUUCAGCCUAGUUCACGGGGCAUCCUCUUGAGCCACGGCUGCACUGACCCGGGAGGAGCUGAGUUAGGCCAAGACAGUGGCCUGGAGCCAGGACAGUUCUGGGGCCUCCAAACAGGGAGAUCUGGUAUUGCUGACCUGUCAGAAGCCCCCUGGCCAGAAGGCCAAAGCAAUGUGGAGGAGACGUUAGUGACUUCAGAGCACGGCCACCACCACUGCCACCAUGUGCCUCCUCAACAAGCCCAAGGGUGAGAUGACCCCGGAGGAGCUGCAGAAGCGGGAGGAGGAGGAGUUUAACAUGGGUCCACUCCCCGUGCUCACACAGUCGGUCAAGAACAACACCCAAGUGCUCAUCAAUUGCCGCAACAAGAAGCUCCUGGGCCGUGUGAAGGCCUUUGAUAGGCACCGCAACAUGGUGCUGGAGGAAGUGAAGGAGGUGUGGACCAAGGUCCCCAAGAAUGGCAAGAGCAAGAAGAAGUCCAAGCCAGUCAACAAGGACCGCUACAUCUCCAAGAUGGUCCUGUGUGGGGACUCGGUCAUUGUGGUCCUGCGGAACCCGCUCAUGCAUCGCCAGCAAGAAGGGGCCUUCUCCCCACCGUUAGAACUUGCCCCCUCGUUUUUCAAAGACCUGCCCUUUGCGCUGGGAAUAAUAAAGUCCUGUGUUUUUUCUAAAAAAAAAAGGAAGCCCCCUGGCCUCGCUCAACAGUGA
Messenger RNA from Balaenoptera musculus (blue whale), 1312 nucleotides. Its product is annotated as small nuclear ribonucleoprotein Sm D2-like. The record is from RefSeq and is a predicted model, not a curated record. Gene Ontology annotation, cellular component: U2 snRNP; catalytic step 2 spliceosome; U5 snRNP. The transcript has a single exon. Lineage: Eukaryota; Metazoa; Chordata; Mammalia; Artiodactyla; Balaenopteridae. Bases 827 to 1312 code for a protein of 161 amino acids. Gene Ontology annotation, biological process: RNA splicing; spliceosomal snRNP assembly.